UAGGAUGUUUCACAAUGUGUCAUGAUUUUAUAUUAAGCAGAUGCUUUUAUUAAAAUCACAAAAUAAUCAUACAUUUGAUCAAUAUGUUCCCAAAUCCAUGACCUUGACAUUAUAUAUCCAGUAGGCCUAUAGGGCUACAGAAAAGCACCUUUUUAGGGUGAACUGAUCUGAUAUGAUCUCAAAGUCAAAGUCUGGUUUAUUGUCAAUUCUGCCACAUGUACUGCACAUACAUACAGAGAAUUGAAUUUGCGUUACUCUCAGACCCUUGGUGCAUACGGAUUACACUAAACACUAGCAGUAGAACGUAAAAAUACAGAUAAAUACAGAUUAAAUAUAUAAAAUACAAACUAUACAAAUAAGAACAUUGUAAAAAAGAUAGAUAAAGUGGCACAAGGCACAUGGCAGAUAGAGUGCAAACCAGUGAGAUAAACAACAGUGCAGAUAUAAUGAGUGUAGUGCAAAAACAGCUUGUCAGUCUGUUUAAAGUGACAAAGUGCUCAGAGAGCAGUCUUACUAUUACUAUUACUAGUCAUACUAUUCAGAUUUUGUUAAAAGAAAAUGUUUAUAAAAUUAGUUAUAAAGGCAAAAAGGUGGUUGUUAUUUUUCAGUUUUGGUUUGCAAUAACAGUUUCUCAACAUUUCACCAAAGGAAGUGUUUUAAUGCUACUGGCUGAUUCUGAUGACCACAGAACUGUGAAAACAUUCUGGUUGACUCAGAGCAGCUCUAUCCGGUUUAACUUAAAUAUCCUAUUCACAUCUUCAGAUUGACGCUAAUUUUGGGGGUCCUCCUCAUGUGAAGCAAAUUAAUAAGACAGAAUUCACAUUUUUAUGCACAAGAAAUCGUUGAAGAUGGAGACUACUGAGACAGCUGCCAGAAAAUCUUUCAUUGUGAUGAUUAACAUGAUUGCAUGGAUGAUUUUAAUAACAGCUACUGGAUUAGGAACGAUCCAUGUUCAUGAGUGCCCUGUUCAGCCAAACCUCCCCAUCUAUGUGACUGUGAUUGGAGUGACUGGUCUGCUUUCACUGUUGGUCAUGUACCUGAGGAACACUUUGGAUGACUGUCUGCUGGCUCCGUUCUGCAGUGCUUUCAGCUUUAUGCUCUACCUAUUCAUUGUGUGCUGGUUCAUUGCUGGUACCAACUGGAUUUACUCCAUAUAUCCUCCCAACUAUGUUCCCACCAGUACUGGAGACCACUGUCACAGAACCCUGUAUCUGUUUGCAUUUUGGAUUAACAAUCUAGGCUUUCUUUGUGUGUUCAUACUGUCUCUUUUUUGUUUGUAUACCAUUUUGACACGUAGGCAUAUACUGUUCACCAAUAGAACGCUGUAUGUUAAAAUUUAGCUGCAGACCUAGUUAACUCCCAGUAAUGCUCUAAAAAUGUGCUGUAUUAUUUAUACUGGUAUGAGUGAUCUUAUUAUAUGCGUUUGUUGCAAGAGAUGUUCUCUAAUUUUUUCAGUGGUUGUUUCAUCAAUAAAGUUCUUGAUGUUUUUUAA
Messenger RNA from Onychostoma macrolepis, 1492 nucleotides. Its product is annotated as transmembrane protein 272-like. The record is from RefSeq and is a predicted model, not a curated record. NCBI's taxonomy places the organism in Eukaryota, Metazoa, Chordata, Actinopteri, Cypriniformes, Cyprinidae. The coding region runs from base 828 to 1340 and encodes 170 amino acids. The transcript is spliced from 4 exons.